UCCUGCGCGCAAUCCAGCAGCAACCACCGCAUCACCACGACGAUCCCCCAAGGCGCGAACCACGCCGGCACGCCGAGCAUGCGGAUCGCACACCGUCACCCCGGCGCGAGGAUCGACGCGAGCAGCGGCGCGCGCGCAAACAUGACGAGGACAGACGACGCGAGGGUUACGAACACGAGGAAGAUUUCGAUCAGCGGUCACAGGCGUCCACCUACCGAGAACAGCUAAAGCCCGACAAGCUGAGGUUCGUAAUGUCUAUCUUCACGGGUAGUGAUCCGGAGGCGUGGCUCAACCGUAUUGCGCAAUACUUCGAGCUGAAUGAAACAGAAGGUCACGAUCGAGUAAGGUACGCACCAUUCAAUCUGGAUGGAGAGGCCAACGUGUGGUGGCAAUGGCUCUCAAGGAUCUACCGUAGGCGGCAACAGGUCAUUACAUGGACUGACUUUGAGAGAGAUUUGCUGAAACGAUUUGGUACGUCCAAUUACCAUAACUACAAUGAGGCCCUCGCACGAAUACGACAGACAGGCAAUUUGCGUGAAUACAUUAAGGAGUUUGAACGACUAGCCUGCCGCGUGCGAGAUUGGUCUGAGGAUGCGCUAGUAGGAGCCUUCAUAGGUGGUAUGAGAUUCGAUCUAGCCGCAGAAGUCCGACUGGAGCGACCAGACACGAUGCAUAACGCCGUGGAUGUAGCCCGUCGACGAGAAGACCAUCUGGUCGCUACGCGAAGAGGGCUGGCGGAUGUGCGAUUCACGGACGCGCGGCGUGUUGGUGUUAUAUACUUAAGCUUUGCUUUA
Molecule: messenger RNA, 794 nt
Organism: Striga hermonthica
Lineage: Eukaryota; Viridiplantae; Streptophyta; Magnoliopsida; Lamiales; Orobanchaceae
Source: the annotation of a GenBank genome assembly